AAUGGCAAUGGAAUGUUGGUGUAAGAACCCGACUUUAUGAUGUGUUUUCGUUAAAUUUCCAAGAUAAUUGUGGUGUUGUUGAAUGUAAUAUGUUUAGUAAACAUAAUUUAACAUAAUGUGCAUUGUGGGGCUCGAUGUGUGAGUGCUUUUCGGCCGGGUUUAUCAUGUUUCUUUUCCAAUUAUGAACCAUAUACUUUUAACAAUAGAUUGACGCUGGAGGAGACAUGUAAAUCGUUUUUUCAUCCGUCUCUGAAGAAGAGGAAGGCAUCACGAUGGUCUGGCAACCGAGCAGUGUCCUUGUCAACGGCCUGAUCCUGUUAACGUUCAGCCUACACAGUUUUGUCACGGCAACGAACCCCAGCAGCGCCAAGUUCUACACCAUCCACUGGAACUCUUCAAAUCCGAUUUUUCGCAUCGACAACACCGACAACGUGAUCGACGUGAACCGCUACAACCUGAAGUUUGAGUACGACCAGGUGAACCUCAUCUGCCCCGUGUACGUACCGGGAACCCGUGACGAAGAGAUGGAGAAGUACAUCAUUUACAACGUGUCGAAGGACGAGUACGACACGUGUCGCAUAACGAACCCCAAUCCGCGCAUCAUAGCCGUCUGUGACAAACCAUAUAAGUUAAUGUACUUCACCAUAACGUUCCGGCCGUUCACGCCGCAGCCAGGGGGGCUGGAGUUCCUUCCCGGCCACGACUACUACUUCAUUUCGACGUCGACCAGCGACGACCUGCACCGGCGAAUAGGCGGCCGGUGCACGACGCACAACAUGAAGAUCGUGUUCAAGGUGUGGGGCCCCGCGCAGACGUCGCCACCGCCCGCGCCCGUCACCGUCUCGCGGUGGUGGCCCGUCACGUCGCCACGCACCACCUCAACGAGCUCGACGACGACGACAACGAGCACGCCGCCGCCGGUCACGACGACGAAGAAGUCCAAGACGUACGGUGGCAAGCACCCCAACGAGGUCGGAAAGAGCGAGGAACUCACGCUCGGCGGCGGGGCCGCCGCUGGGCCAGUGCAGGUGCUUGUGGUGUGUGCGGUCGCGGUGCUUUUCGCGAUGCGAUGAAAUUUUUCACGGUACUAAGUAGUUAAGAUGAUUAAAUAAUAAAGAACGUUACGUGUCCCUUUGUGUGUAAUGUACUGUACUCACGAGUUAUUUUUAAAGAGAAAAAACGACCUAAAACUAUCCUAAUUUUAUAUAAAUAUUGGUAACUAUUAGGCGAUUCAGGUAAAUUAUUGUUCCCACUUCUCAUUUCGAUCGUCGGUUUUUAGAUGCAAACCAGUCCUCGGAUUUAUUAUUGUGUAUAUUUUAGUAACGAAACCGACGACUGAAACCUGACAAUAUAAUUUUUUAUUCGAUUAUUCAUUAUAUUUAAAUAUGAAUUGGUGGUGUACAGUUUUUUAUAUGUUGGUGUAGACACUGAAGAUAAUAAAAUAAGAAAAAUAAUUUAAUGCGCAAGCGCAUUGUGACCAAUUCAACGGACUAAACAAAAAAUGUGUAAAUGUUAUAUUUUUCGGUCAGUUGAUUAUUUCGUAGAUUAUAAACAGUGUUGAACAUUUCAAAUAACGGCGUAUUUGUAUAACUGUGAAGACUGAUAAUAGUUUUUAUUGUGUUAUAUAUAAAGUAUUAAUAUCCUUAAUAGUAUAUAAUCCUGGCGUUUUUAGUCGACACUUCACUCAUACUCCAUGUACUUAUUAAACGCGGUGACAGUUUUGUUUUGCAGUAAUGGUUGUGAUUGUUUACCCUUUUAUAGUGCCAGUUUACAAAUUAGACUAAUGCAGACUUUUACUUUAUUUAUUAAUUUAUUUAUUUUCUAUCUAUUUAUACAUCACGGUAGCUUUGUAGAUAGUAAAUUAUUUUGCCCUAAAAACUAAACAGGGUCUUGAAUUAAAACACUGUUUGGUUCCUUCUUAUUCUUCAGUAUGCGCGGUUAAAAUUACAUUUUGGAUAAGAUUUAUUAAUGUCAAUUAUCCUGAAGCGACGAUAUAUUGUGCAAUAUGAGCUUUCAAUAAUACUCAUCAAGUCUCUCUAUUACAUUGUCCAUUUUUCUGAUCUUGCCAUUUGAAAGUAGUAACCAGUUUUUAAGGCUUUAAUCGAACAAUACUCCAUCGCACUAAAAACGCCAGAUGGAACAUGAUUUGUGUCUAGAAAAGUAGUUUUACGAUAUUGUAAUCAGAUGUACUUUUAAUUGCAAGCCAUAGUGAUAAAUAUUUAACUUAUGAAGAACGAAAAUGAAUCUAUAGCAAUGAUACCAACUGAUCCUUAGUUAAUUUAAGUUUUUAACAUAUUUAUUGGGUGAUGUUUAGUAAUUUCUGCAAACACAUAAACAUAUAACUGUCGGUUUUUAACGACUCCAUAUUUUUCCUUAAAACUAUUUUAUUGAAAUGCUCUGUAUAUAUUUGUAAUUGGUUUUAACAAACGAAACUUGUGUUACAUUUUAAUAGGUAAACACACUGUAUGUAUUACGAUUGUAAAAUGCACUCACUAUAUAUACAUAAUUAUAUAAAUAUACAUACAUGCCAUUUU
Molecule: messenger RNA, 2534 nt
Organism: Tribolium madens (black flour beetle)
Lineage: Eukaryota; Metazoa; Arthropoda; Insecta; Coleoptera; Tenebrionidae
Product: ephrin-B1-like
Exons: 2
Coding region: 273-1073 (266 amino acids)
Biological process (GO): axon guidance; ephrin receptor signaling pathway
Cellular component (GO): plasma membrane
Molecular function (GO): ephrin receptor binding
Source: RefSeq, a predicted model, not a curated record